AACUAUAUACUAUAUAGGUAGUCAGAUACUAAAUACUAAAUAGGCUAUAAGUUAAUUCUGCGGUACUUACCGCCGGCGACCAAAGACAGUUAACGACGAACUUGUAGCGACGCGGAAUUUUGUUUACCCAUUAAACAUGUUCCGACAGCGCGUGAAAUUCAUCAGUUGGUUCGUUUAUGAAUCAUUCGCACGAACUAUUGGAUAUCAACAGGCUCGCCGUGCAGUCAAAUCUUCACCAAACUUCCGGAUUCCAGUGGUAUUGGGCCUAUCCUUUCCUUUCUUUGGCAACAACAAGGCAAGUUUAACCAAAGUUAAUGAACGCGAUUCAACCAUUGACGACGAUAAACUAGUCUUGCAGCAAAAACUUGUUGAAGCUGAUCAGCUAUUUCUAGCGAACAAGUAUGAAGAUGUAGUACGUCUACUUGGAGAGUAUAAGGACAAAAAUAAUGUACAAGUACUAUGGCGUUUGAGCAAAGCUGAGUAUAAUAUGAGUUUAGAUGAAAACAUUAGCAAGGAGAAAAAAAAAUCUUUGAUAUCAUCAGCACACGAAUCUAUUAUUAAAGCAUUAAGCAUUGAUUCAAAUAUAUCAGAAGUUCACAAAUGGGCUGCUGUCUUAAUUGAUGCAUACAGUAAUAUCAAUUUAGGAAUUAAAGAACAAUUACUUAAAUUGGAAACUGUAAAAUUUCAUUUGCAAAGAGCUUUAGAACUAAACCCAAAAGAUCCAUUUUUAAGAUACAUGAUUGGAUAUUGGUGUUACAAUCUUGCUGAUAUCUCUUGGUUUCGGAGAAAGCUUGGAUCAAUUAUAUUCGAUACUGAAAUUCCUACGUCCACAUAUGAAGAAGCAUUGGAAUAUUUUAGAGAAGCUGAAUCAAUUCAACCAAAAUUUUACUGCAAAAAUCUUCUUAUGUUGGGCAAAACAUUUUUGAAAAUGGAUAAUAAGUUUAGUGCUGAGUAUUAUCUGAAACUAGUCACUCAAUAUCCUGUCAAAACUGUUGAAGAUCAUCAGGCCAAAAUUGAAGCAGAAAAAAUUCUCAGAUCAUCAUUUGGGUAAUAAUAAAAAAAUUUUUCUACGAUUUUAAGACAACUACAAUAUUAUUAUCACCAACGCCUUUUGAAAAAACUAAUUUAUGUGUACAAUUAAUAUUUUUUCUACAAUAUUUUUCAAUAUAUUUUAUUGUAGAUAUAGCUCCAGAGUUUAGUCUCAAUUCUCCAAUAGUCUUCAAAUUAUAGCCUUUAGCUCAAGUUGAAAAUAUUUCUAUAUAUGUAUAUAUGUACAGUAGAAUUCGCUUAAUUAGGAUACUGCAUAAAGGGGACAACCGCUUAAUGGGGACAAAUUGGCAUAGUUCCAAAUAAUAUAUUUGAUUAAGGAAAUUUAACUAACUUCAUUUAUCUGGGACAAAAAUAAAAGCAUCUAAUUAGAUAUUCUGAUCUAAACUAUCUAAUUUUUAUGGUUCUAUUAUAUAGGUAAUUUAAAUUAUGUCAAUAAUUUCUUUUUCUUCUAUUACUACAAUAAUAGUCGACUAGUCUAUGUACAAAAUCGAAAAACUUUAGUUUUAGUUUUUCGUCUUUGUGUAUUAACAUAUAUGUGUUUUUAUUGAUCUCAGCUUGUGUUAAUACAUAACAAUUAUGUCUUGUAAAGAUUUAACAUUGAUUGAAAAAAAUUUUAUACUGGAUAAAAUUAAGGCUCAACCUCAUAAAACUAGUCUUCGUAAUUUAGAGAAAUUAAUAGGCAUGUCUAAAUUGGCACUAAGCUGAUUGAAAAAAAAUGAAAAAACUAUUAGUGAACAAUGGGAAAAAUUAAACAACAAUAAAAGUGCACUUGUAAACAGAAAAAUAAAGCAAGAAGGCAAAGAUAAACGAAAGUAAACAAAGCCAUGAACAAAUAGUUUUCUGCUGUUAUAGAACGUGGUGUUUGUAUUUUAAUUUUCUCCUUAGGACAUUUAUAAUGUUGACGAGACUGGUUUAUUCUACCGAGCGACUCUAAAUAAUUCUUUGUACUAUAAACAUGAAACACUCAAAGUAUCAAAAAAAGCUAUAGAUCAUAUAACAGUUUAAUGUUGUAAUAUGACAGGCACAGAUAAAAAAAAAGCUGUUGAUAAUUGGAAAGUUUGCAUAUUCAAGAUGUUUCAAAAAUAUAAAAAUAACAAACUUGCCUGCUUUUUAUCUAGCGAAUAAAAAUGCAUGGAUGACAGUAGAAAUAUUUACAUUGUGUUUAAAAGACUGAGACAAAGAGCUUGGAAAACAGUCAAGGAAAAUUGUAUUAAUUGUUGAUAAUGCUGAACCACAUCCUCACUUGAAAAAUUUAAAAAAUAUCACACUUAAGUUUUUGCCUCCAAGUACUACUUCUCUCAAUAUGAAGAUCAUUAAAAAUUUAAAAAUUCAUUACUGUGGACUGCUGGUAGCAUACAUUUUGAAAGCUAUUGAAGAUAAUUUAGUGACUCCAUCUACAUGUACUAUAGAUAUCAGUUAUAAAAUAAACAUUCUACAAGUAAUACAAUUUGUCGCUGACAGCUAGAGAAAAGUGUCGUCUGUUAUGAUUGAGCAUUAUUUUGCACAUGGCGGUUUCAGACCUCUGAUUGAUCUACUUAUUCCUUCUUUUGUUUCUAUUAAAAAUGACAAGCCCUAUGCAUAGGAAAUGGAGAGUUAUUUUUAAAAAUUGAUGAUGGUGUGCAGUGUUUCAAUGUAAAUGAGAAUUACAAUUAUAUUCUUGACGAAAUUGCUGAAAGGAAACUGCAAAAUGAAGAAAGUGAUAACAAUGACUACGUUAACCCGUCACAAUUACAACAAGAGAAACAGAAAAGUGCAUUGAUCAGCUAAGACUAUAUUUCAUGUUAAAUGAAAACAAAAAUGUUCCAACAACUUCGCUAGACGUUUGUGCAGAUUUUAUCAAUAUGCAAAGUCUUAAUAAAUUACAGCAAAUAAGAAUGGAUGAUUUUCUGGAGUUUAACAAAAUAUAAAUUAAGUAUGAUAAUCAAUUAAUUUAUAAUAAAUAUGUAAUUUUUAAUUAAAGUUAUUAUGUAUGUACAUAUGUUUAUGCACUUUAAUGGUUUAGAUCUAUUAGUUGUUUAGUUAAUCAGGACAGUCGGAUAAUAGGAAUAAAUAGGUCACCGCCCAAUGUAUCCUAAUUAAACGGAUUCUACUGUAUAUAUAUAUAUAUAUUUUAUUAUUAUUUACAUAUAAACUAUAUCUUAUAAGUAACUUGUUAUUUGAUUUAUUUAAAAAAAAAAAAAAAAUUAUUUCAACUAAACCGUUAUUUCAUAUAUAUUGAUUAGGUAUUGUAGCUUCAAGUAUCUGGCUUUAUAUGAGCUGUAGUGUAAUAUAUAAGUGUCUUAUAGUCUAUGAUAUUAGUCUUACAUUUAAUUAGCUAAAGCCUUAAGUUACCUUUUUUACUGAUACUAGUCCUACACUCUAUGUAAUAUACUUUAAUCAUAAAAUUUAUAAAUAAAGAUUUUGUGGUUAAUAAGUUGAAAAUAAGCUAGUAAU
Melanaphis sacchari is the source of this 3483-nucleotide messenger RNA. RefSeq names its product regulator of microtubule dynamics protein 1-like. The transcript has 8 exons. Gene Ontology annotation, cellular component: spindle microtubule; cytoplasm; mitotic spindle pole. Bases 137 to 1051 code for a protein of 304 amino acids. The record is from RefSeq and is a predicted model, not a curated record. NCBI's taxonomy places the organism in Eukaryota, Metazoa, Arthropoda, Insecta, Hemiptera, Aphididae. Gene Ontology annotation, molecular function: microtubule binding.